Molecule: messenger RNA, 2178 nt
Organism: Rasamsonia emersonii CBS 393.64
Lineage: Eukaryota; Fungi; Ascomycota; Eurotiomycetes; Eurotiales; Trichocomaceae
Product: C2H2 transcription factor (Sfp1)
Exons: 4
Cellular component (GO): nucleus
Source: RefSeq, a predicted model, not a curated record
GAAGCAAAGGGCCCUUUCAGUGGUGCUGGUGUCGUAUCCUUCCUUCUGUUCGCCGGGCCCAAAGCGGAAACCUGUUCUCGAGGGUCGACGUGCUGCGCACUCCCGCUGAGAAUCACCCACACCGGACGGCAGAGCUUCAUGAUCGAGGCCUCGGACACACAGACGCCCCCGCCGCUUCAUUACUCGCCUUCGGUCAGCGAUCACGAUCGUUCUUCUACCCGCGAAUCGACCCCCGUCAGCACUCCAGUCGGCUUUGGCGCUACUUCCUCGCGCAGACCACCUGGCAAGGGAAAGGAUCCCUUUUCCUUGCAAUCCAAGCCCGCAGAUCGAGAGAACCGAACGGCGUAUUUCGAUUCAGCGCUUCUUGAGCCUGGUCACGACGAGAAUACCAGCUUUCCGCUCUUCCCUUCAUCACCCCCGGACGCCGGCACGAUGAGCGGCCAAGCGGCACCCCUCGAUAUCGCCACUCGCCAGACGUCGGUGUCACCCCCAGGGCAGCAGGCUUCCAACCUGACGUCGGCUUUGCAGAAAGCCGCCAACAGCAACAAUGAGCGCGUAGGCAGUAUCUCCAGCGCAAGCGGUACCAACAACGGCGUCGCGCUCAAGACCGCCGCGGCGCGGAAAGACUCCUUGGGCGCAAGCAUGGCGCAGUGGGGGAACGGCACCAAGCCUAUCUCUGUGACGGGCUCAAAUCGCGAUAAACCACGUCGCGAAUCCCUCGCUGGCAGUUUAGUCGGAGGAAUGAGCUGGGGAGGUGUUUCUGUUGGGAGCUGGAUUCGCGAUGACAUUAUUAUGACAGGCACAUCGCCCUUUACCUUUCAAUCACCCUCGUUCCAUUCUUCUUCAUAUCUGCCCAAGCUGGAAGCUAAUUUUAUGCGUGAUUUCUCGUGUUGCGGAGUGACUCUUCCGACGCUUCAUGACCUACUACAACAUUACGAGGAGGCCCAUGCACAGAAGUCUCCUCAGCCCGGCCAGCGCCACGAUAGAGCCGCUAUGGCGGCGGCUGCAGCAGCAGCGCAUCAGCAGAAUCAGCAAUCGUCCGCCAACCAGGAUCGCGGGAUGCAAGCCGAGAGACCAUCGAAUAAUCAACAGAAAUUCAGUCAGAACCAAAGUCAUCAGCAUGGCCAAAACGAUUCGAACGCCUUCUCGUCUACCCAGCACAAUAUGGAUAUGGAUACCAUUGACGACAUGGAAUUAGAUGACGCCAUGGGAGUGACCGAUUCCACAUCCUCGCAGAUGUUUCCGUCGCAAUCGCGGGAUCCUACGCAAGGAGGUUUUGGUUCGCAGAACCAGAGGGUGCCGCAGCUGAAUUUGAAUAUGCUUCAAGGACAUCAGGGACUAAGGGGCUCACAGCCGGGUACACCGGUUACCACGAAUCACACUCUUCUGCAGAACAACCCUACGGUGUCUUCGGUCAAUACACCAACUCUGAUGUCAAAUCCUCUGCAGAAUGCUCAAUUCCGAAAUACUCCAGAUUCAUCGGGUCCAGGAACGCCCGCAGAGCUGGACGACAGCGUUCUUGGCGGUCUUGGAGAGCUUUCGAUGCAAAACAAUACCAUGUCUAGUCAAGGUCAAUUCUCCGGGUUCGGCGGCAACAAUGAUAUGGUUGACCUCUGCAUCGACGAGCCGGCCAAGCGCUUGUUUAGCCCCAACGGCGGUUUUAACAAUAAUAAUAACGCCACUUCCCAAGCGCACUUGAAACUUGGAAGCUCUCAGUACGGGCCCAAUAGUGAAAUUGCGCGGCGGAUUCGGGAACAACAGUUGCUUGCCGGUGUUCCGGAUACCGUCGGCCUACUCCCGAAUGAAGAGCCUAAGCCGUACCGAUGCCCGGUUAUUGGGUGUGAAAAGGCUUACAAGAACCAAAAUGGACUUAAAUACCACAAAGCGCAAUUGCACGACAACGCCGAUGGAACUUUCUCCAUUGUCAAUCCCGAAACGUCAACCCCGUACCCAGGUACACUAGGCAUGGAGAAAGAGAAGCCAUAUCGAUGUGAGGUGUGCGGCAAACGCUACAAGAAUCUCAAUGGGCUCAAGUAUCACAAAUCGCACUCUCCACCCUGCAACCCUGACCUUCAGCUUGCUAGUCGGAACUUGAACGUUGGAGGCGUCAUGCAAGGCCAAAAUAUUAACGUCGCAGGAGCUGGACUCCCCGGGAUUGGUGAAGAAGGACUGAUGUGA